AAUGUUAUGUGGAGUUCUCGAAUGUUUUGAUUUUAUCUGUUUACUGUGUGCAAUAGAAGUUCCAAAUACAUCCAGAGAGAGAGUGAGAGUAGUGCAGUCGCAAGAUCUCUGGCUGUGCACGUUAUUUAUGAUAUUUGCCACUAACGAUCACAAAUAAAUCACAAAGAUGUGAUUGCUAUUGAAAAUUACACUUACACACACAUAUACACAUCUUAUACAACUACACCGAAAAAAACACGCAAAAAUCGACAACAAAGCGAACAGAAAUUAUUAUUUCUUUUGAAUUCUCUUGAAUUCAUGAUUGGCAUCAAAAACCAAUCAGUAAUACACACUUCGUAGUACAAUUCGGCACAGAUUCGGUGGACUAUAGUCAGUGUGGAGUAUCCAACUAUCCGAAAUUGAAGUUAAAAAAAAAAACGAAUUUAAGCAAGUCGAACGAGAUAAAAGUGUGUAAUGGAAUUGAAAGUCUGGGUCGAGGGCAUACAGCGAAUUGUUUGUGGCGUUACGGAAACUACAACAUGUCAAGAUGUUGUGUUUGCAUUGGCUCAUGCAACCGGUAAAAUUGGACGAUUUACAUUGAUCGAACGAUGGCGGAACAAUGAACGAAAUUUGGCACCACACGAAAAUCCAUUGAAGAUAUUGAUGAAAUGGGGUGAAUAUUCGAGUGAUGUGCAAUUCAUAUUGCAGCGUUCAGAUCAGCCGAAAAACGGGAAUAGUCCAGAUCAGGCGGCAAAAAAUCCAGCCUCAUCGCCACAAGCAACCGAAUCACCGAAGAAAGCAAAAUCAACAUUCGAUCAACCCAUAAACACCGAUCAACUGUCAUCAUUGCCAUUGGACGAACCAAAUACCGUUCAAAGCUUAACACCCGAAAGUAUUACAACGAACGAGCAUCGCAGAACUGAUUUGAUUGGAAUUGUUAAAGGAGUACCACAUACAACGAUGCAAAAUUUGACUAAAAUAUCGCCACCACUCUCGCCAUGUUCGUCCACAACCGGAACAUCGAUUACAACGACCAGUGAUUUCGCUGACAUUGACUAUGCGUCGAAACCAUUGCAAAAUCUGGUAAAAUCACCAAUUUUACAAUUUAAUUCGGCCGAUGUGCGCAAUUCAUUGGACCGAAAAACGAGCGCAUUCCGUGAAAUGGUUAAUUUAAAUGAUGACCGUACUCAACAUUCCCAUCGAAAUAAUAACAAUAACAGUACCAAUAUAAGUACCACCAGUAGCAUGAGUGAAAAUUUGGAUAGUACAACUGAGUCGUAUAAAAAUGGUCCACAGAUUAGCACCACCGGAGCAUUAGCACCACCGCCAUAUCGAAAUCCACCGUCACCAAAAACCAACUCACCGCUGUUGCAUCAGUACAACAAUCUAUUGAUACAUCAUCAAAAAACAGACAGUCAAAGCAGUAAUACAACUAAUAACAGCGGCAAAUUAAUUGAUUUUACAAGCAAUAAAGCAUCUCAUUUUAUGAAAGAACAAUCACCAUCACCCACGGCCACAUUGAAUGCCCAACAAUUUGUAUCAAAUCGUCAAUCAUCGCCAAAUAUUCAUAUAAAUGCGUUGAGCAAUUUACAGGCGAUUGUGAAUAGUGCGACAAGUGAUAAAGAUCUUUUGAAUGAUAAUCAAUUCCAGAAUGCACAGUACAGAGAAUUAUUGCAAUUGAUUCAUUUGCAACGGGAGAAAAUCAGCAAUCAACAAACCGAUAUUUCAAAGUACGAUGCAGAGAUUAUCUAUUUAGAGAACAAAGAGCGAGACCAAAUACAGCAAUUAGAUGCCAUUACGCGUGAGAUCACCAAAACGGAUCAACUAUUUCGUCAGAGCAGCGAACAAUUGCAAACACUUCAAUAUGUCGAAGAGGAAAACAAACUGGUUCGGCAACAGGAAAAAACUUUAAAAUCCGAGAUAACAUUGUUGAGAUCGAAAUUGGCCAAUUGUGAAACGGAAUUGUUACAGUGCAAGAAUAAGAUUCGUUUACUAAUGGAUGACAUUCAAAUUGAACAAUCGUCGCUCAAGUACGAAGGUCAGCGGCAACAAUUCGAAAUCAAUUUGUUGCACGAGGUGGAACGUAUUCAAAACGAGAUCGACAUAGCCGCACGAAGUGCAGAUUCAACCAGCAAAAUAAGUGAUAGUCUCAAAAAUGAGGUAACUGUAAUUGAAACAGCAAUUGCUGAGAAAAAAAGUUUUUUGGAAAAAUUGAUCAACGAAAUGAAAGAGGUGAAUUUGCAAAGUUUAACUGUUGCAUCUACCGAGGAGAUUCGCAAUUUACUGGAGGGAUCACAUCGACCAGGCAGUACACGCCGAAUAAUGGGCUCACCGAGACAAUUAGAUGGACACCCACAUGGCGUCUGGGUUUAAAAUCAAUCAAUCAUUUACUUCAACAACAAAAAAUAUUUCAAUUUUUCGACAAUUUUUCCAUCGGCCUAUCGCUAGAUUUUUGAAGUCUUAUUAGUAAAAUUGAAAUUCUUACCUAAAACAAAAUAAAUCACACAAUUAACUCUAAUCAAACAUCUCAUCAAAUAUACAACACAUAUCAUACACACGUACACAAUACACACAUGAAUACACAUCAUCAACACUUGACCACAUCAUAUCGCAAAGAACCAAUUUAAUUGAAUAAUAAUAUAACUUAAUAGCAUUUAUUUUUCCAUUUGAAAUUUGAGAAAAAAAAUCUUAGAAUUUCAAAUAUAUUUCCAAGCAAUCUCGCUUGAUACGAAAAACACUUAUUUAUGACAAAAGAAAAUCCUAUUUAAAAUCGAAUGAGAUAUAUACGUAACUAGAGAAAAGACAGAUUUUGAAGAAAGAUAUAACCUAAAGUAUUUGGAAUUCAAUGAACAUUCAGACAUUCCAUAUUUAAUGAGAUUUUUAGAAUUUAACGAACAAACUCAUGUAUUUCGCAUUUUUUCCAUAUCAUACAAACUACGACUCACUGUUAGAAGCUUAAAAUAGCAAUCUUUUUAUUAAAAUAUUUAUGCAAAAAAAGUAGAAUUUAUGAAUGGCACGCAGAUGAAUAAUGGCCACCGCCAACCGUCAGUCAACACAAGCAUAUUAAAAUUUAAUAGAAAUAAUUCAAAGGAAAGGAAUUUAAUUGCAGGAACCACUUCAGUAUCUACUUUCAUUUAGCACUCGAUUCGAAAAUGUCAGUACAAAAAAUGCUUGGACUUAAUCGAAAAGAAAAGAAUUCAUGCAAUAUUUUAUUAGUUUUACACAAUUUACAAGCUAUUUUAUUUCUCCCGAUAGUUAGUUAUAAAUAUAUAUUGUAGGUGACAUCAAUCGAUCGGAAUAAUUUUAAUUUUCUACACGAUUUAAGGAUUUGAUCAAGUUAUUUUGUAAUUUUUUUAUUCGUUCUUCUGGUACUUGUAUUCAAUUAGCUCAUUCGGCUGUAGUUGAAUGCAAGUAGCUGAAUGUGUUCUUUUUAUUUGAAUUUGAUGCACAUUUUAUUUAGGUUAUUCUAUGAGCACGGAGGUGUUGCGUAAGUUUUCAAAGUGAUUGAAAGGAGAUUAUCAAAUUCUAGUCGAGGAAAUGUACUGCAAACAAACGCCAUUUUUUAGAUUUAUUUCAUAUUUUAAAAAAGAUCCUCGAUUUGAAAUCUUGUUUCUCCUAACGAGACGAAAUUAACUUUGUUUGAACAGAACACUUUUUUUGUUUAUGUUCCAAAUUUUUUCGAAUUGCUCCAAUCGGCAAUGUUUUAUUUCAAAAUUAUUUUUGCGCGUUUUCAGGUAAUUUUUGCCUCGAAAGUGUGCAGUCAAUUAAACAUUCCAUUUAUUGAAUCGAUUUGUAUAUUUUUCCUAGUAUUAAAUUAGAA
Messenger RNA from Contarinia nasturtii (swede midge), 3799 nucleotides. It is a transcript of the gene RASSF8, whose product is annotated as bromodomain-containing protein DDB_G0280777. Gene Ontology annotation, biological process: signal transduction. The record is from RefSeq and is a predicted model, not a curated record. Bases 454 to 2352 code for a protein of 632 amino acids. Lineage: Eukaryota; Metazoa; Arthropoda; Insecta; Diptera; Cecidomyiidae. The transcript is spliced from 7 exons.